CACGGGGCGCGCGGCGCGGCAGCCCCGGAAGCGGCGGUGGCGGCGGGAGCGGGAGCGCGGCCGGUGCCCAGGACCCCUGAGCCCGCCCUUGGUGAGGGCAGGGUGGGGCAGGGCGGGGCUGUUCAGGUGCGCAGGCACCGCCCCGGCGCCCCCUGCUGGUCACAGGUGAGGCAGAGAUGGAGCCGGGGAGGACAGUGGACACGGCGUCCCCGAGCUGUCACCACAGUGGGGAUGAUGAGGAGGAAGAUGUGACAGCAGCGGCAGCCAUGACAUCAUCCGUGUGUCACCCUGCUGGGAAUGAGGAGGAGGACAAGGAGGUGGCAGCAGUGGUGACAGCCACAGUGUCCCUGGAGUGCCACCCCAGUGGUGAGGAGGAGGAGGAGGUGGCAGUGGCCAUCACAUCCCAAGGUGGGCCGUGUGGCAGGGAUGAGGAUGUGGUGACAGCAGUGACAGCAGAAGCAUCCACAACGUCCCAGGGCUGUCAUCCCGGUGAGGAGGAGGAGGUGACCACAGUAGGGACAUCCCUGGGGUGUCCCCCACUUGGGGAUGACGAGGAGGUGACAACAGCGGGGACAGCAGCAGGGACAUCCCAGGGCAUUCAACCCAGUGAGGAGGAGAUGACCAUGUCAGCAACGUCCCCAGCACGUCCUCCUGUAGGGGAUGAAGAGGAGAUGACAGCAGCGGUGACAUCCCCAGGGUGUCACCCUAGUGAGGAGGAGGUGACAGCAGCGGUGACAUCCCCAGUGCGUCACCAUGAGGAAGAGGAGGAGCUGACGCCAGCAGUGACAUCCCCAGUGUGUCACCCUGGUGAGGAAGAGGAGGAGGUGACAGCAGCGGUGACAGCAGCGGCAGCCACAUCAGCCCCGGGCGGGCGGCGCGGCGCGGACGAGGACGUGGCGGCCGCGGGCUGGCGAGCGCGGCGCAAACACGUGUUCGUGCUCAGCGAGGCGGGGAAGCCGAUCUACUCCCGGCACGGCAACGAGGAGGCACUGGCGGCCACCAUGGGUGUCAUGAUGGCCCUCGUGUCCUUCAUCCAGAGCGGCGGCAAUGCCAUCCGGGCCAUCUGCUCCGAGGACCGCACGCUGGUGUUCGAGCAGCGGGGCCCGCUGCUGCUGGUGUCGGUGUCCCGCACGCGGCAGUCGGCGGCACAGCUGCGGCGGGAGCUGGCCUUCGUGCACGAGCAGAUCCUGUCGCUGCUGACCCGCGGCGGCAUCGCCCGCGUCUUCGCUCGACGCCGCGGCUUCGACCUGCGCCGGCUGCUGGCGGGCGCCGAGGCCGUGCUGGACCGGCUGCUCUGCGCCAGCGACCUCCACCUGCUGCUCAACCUGCUGGGCGGCGGGGCGGGCGCGGGGGCGGGCGAGGUGUGGACCCCCGUGUGCUUGCCACGUUUCAACCCCGACGGGUAUUUCUACGCGUACGCGGCGCGGCUGGGCGAGGAGGAGGAGGAGGAGGGCGUGACGCUGAUCCUGCUGUCCACGGAGCGAGAGGGAUUCUACGCGGCGGCUGCGUGCCGGCGGCAGCUGGAGGACACGCUGCGGGCGCAGGGCUGGCUGGCCGAGCUGGCGGCGGCCGUGCGAGGGGGAGCGGGGUACGGCCCCUCUCGCCCCGGCGCCCCCGAGCUCCGGCACUUCCUCUACAAGCCCUUGGAGGGGCCGGAGGAGAUGCAGCAGCUGCCGCAGUUCACCAGCCCCGAGCUGGAGGAGCCCUACACCAGCGAGGAGGAGCAGCACCGGCUCUUCGACCUGUACCACUACCUGCACAGCCGCGUGCACAGCCCGCACCGGCCCCUGCGCCUGCUCUACCACGUGGCUGAGAAGGAAACGCUGCUGGCCUGGGUGACCAGCAAGUUCGAGCUGUACAGCUGCUUCAGCCCGCUGGUGACGAAGGCGGGCGCCAUCGCCGUGCUGACCAAGCUGCUGCGCUGGCUCAAGAAGGAGGAGGACUGGCUGUUCAUCCGCUACCCGGCACCGUUCUGCGCCGCGCCCGCGCGCCCCGAGGGGCCUGAGCCCGAGGGCUGACAAUAAACACUGAGACCCC
Pyrgilauda ruficollis (rufous-necked snowfinch) is the source of this 2037-nucleotide messenger RNA. RefSeq names its product vacuolar fusion protein MON1 homolog B-like. The record is from RefSeq and is a predicted model, not a curated record. Gene Ontology annotation, biological process: protein targeting to vacuole; vesicle-mediated transport. NCBI's taxonomy places the organism in Eukaryota, Metazoa, Chordata, Aves, Passeriformes, Passeridae. The transcript is spliced from 6 exons. The coding region runs from base 177 to 2018 and encodes 613 amino acids.